AUGCAAGACUCCCUCAGCCUCCCCUCCCUGGACUAUUUAUCUUGUCGACUUUUCUCGUGGCACGGUUAGUCACUCCAGGUGAUUUAUCUCAGGCUUGCAUUAGAAUCCGACCAAAAGCUCUUUGGCCCUAUCGCUCGAGGUUUCCGUCUAUCUGUUGUUAUCCAUUCCUCGGUCGCCAAUUCACAUGAAUUUUCAUUAAGGACGACGAUCACUGCUGCCUGACCCUUUUUUCUUGCUUCUGGUGUCUCCCUACCCCUUUAUUCUUUGUCAGGUUUCUUUUGAUCAGUUCCACCCUUGCUUGGUUCGGUCCCUUCCGAACCUUUUUCUCAGCUCGCAAGCUCUCGCCAGCUUCUCCCUCCGGCCCCGCGCUUCUCAACCUAAGCAGCCGCUCAGUUCCGUUUCCCCUCGUCUGUACAUAUUCAUUCACUAUGUCCAAGUCCCGUCGGAACGUCAGAUUUCCACACAGAAUGUCGAAUGCCUCGGAAGGUCGUCGGUCCAGUAUCUCUGAGGCCAGCGAUAUCCUAUCCGAUCCGGGCAGUCCGUCCAAAGACGGCACUGUCGCGAAGCCGGCCACGAUUCCCGAAGAGAAAUCCGAUAAACCUCAGCUGUCCGACUACGAGAAGAAGAAGCAGACCUUCAUUACGCGCACGAUAUGGACUUUUGUCAUGAUCUUCGGUUUCUUCGUCGUCCUUUUCUCCGGCCACAUCUACAUCCUCGGCAUCGUCACUGCUGUUCAGAUUGUCUCGUUCAAAGAAGUCAUUGCGAUCGCCAAUGUUCCCAGCAAAGAGAAAAACCUCCGGUUUACCAAGUCGCUGAAUUGGUACUUCCUGGCGACCACGAUGUACUUCUUAUAUGGUGAAAGUGUGAUCUAUUAUUUCAAGCACAUUCUAUUGGUCGACAAGGUGUUGCUCCCGCUGGCGACUCACCACCGGUUCAUCAGCUUUAUGCUCUAUGUCAUGGGUUUCGUUUUCUUCGUCGCGUCUCUGAAAAAAGGACACUAUCGGUUCCAGUUCACCCAGUUUGCCUGGACGCACAUGGCUCUGUACCUCAUUGUCGUUCAAGCGCACUUUGUCAUGAACAAUGUCUUGGAGGGAAUGAUCUGGUUCUUCCUUCCUGCCUCUCUGGUCAUUGUCAAUGACAUUUUCGCCUACGUCUGUGGUAUCACGUUUGGUCGGACCCAGCUCAUUCAGCUCUCGCCGAAGAAGACUGUCGAAGGCUUUAUCGGCGCUUGGAUCUGCACCAUUAUCUUCGGAUUCUUCAUUACCAACAUCCUCAUGCGUUACAAGUACUUCAUCUGCCCUGUCAACGAUCUCGGAUCGAACGUGUUGACCGGCCUCGAGUGUACCCCCAACCCGGCCUUCGUCCCGGAACCGUAUUCCUUCCCGGAUUGGACUGGAGUCGACAAGACGUUCUACAUUGAGCCUAUGCAGUUCCACCUCCUUGUCUUUGCGACUUUUGCCUCUCUUAUUGCGCCCUUCGGCGGUUUCUUCGCCUCUGGGCUGAAGCGGACCUUCAAGAUCAAGGACUUCGGCGAAUCCAUUCCCGGUCACGGUGGUAUUACCGAUCGCAUGGACUGCCAGUUCAUCAUGGGAUUCUUCUCCUACAUGUACUAUCACAGCUUCAUUGCUGUCUACAAGGCCAGUGUCGGAGAUAUCAUCGAGGCCGCCAUCACCGGUCUCACUGUCGAGGAACAAUUGGAGGUUGUCCGUGGCCUUGGCAAAUAUUUGUACAAUCAAGGAACUGUUUCUGAAACGAUCUUGGAUUGCCUCAACACCGAGCUCAAGCGUCGCUAGAGCGUCACUCCCCUUGAUGACCCAUUCUUGUUCGGAGACCUCCGUGACGAAGUCCUCAGUUUCUUUUUUUUUCCCUUCCGAGUCCUCGGAGGGGUCACAUACCGCAGCUUACGAUCAAAAUAUGCUUUUUAUAAUCUACCCUUUUCUCAUCCUCCCGAGCGCCUCGUUUUUACGGACUCGAUCGGAAUCGAUAGGCUCCCGGACUCUCUCGACAUGUGCAUACACCUUCCGCUCGCGCAACUUCAUUACCACCUUGAAGGUCCGGGACCUUUCCCGAGCGAAUGAGAAGGACUUGACGGGUAACAAGCGAAGUGCAGAAGAAUGGAAGGAGUCUCUAUCCCGAGGCUACCAGAAACUUCUAUUGUUUAACACAUCAAUAUGUCUAUCGGUCUUUCUUUCUAUCUCCGGUCUCGAUCUGGGCUGUGGUGCCAUGGGGUAGGUAAUGUCUCAGUAGGUAGACGCUCUUUAUAUUGUAAAAAUGUGAAUAUAUAGCAA
Aspergillus homomorphus CBS 101889 is the source of this 2288-nucleotide messenger RNA. RefSeq names its product phosphatidate cytidylyltransferase (gene cds1). The coding region runs from base 429 to 1793 and encodes 454 amino acids. Gene Ontology annotation, cellular component: endoplasmic reticulum membrane. Gene Ontology annotation, molecular function: phosphatidate cytidylyltransferase activity. The transcript is spliced from 4 exons. NCBI's taxonomy places the organism in Eukaryota, Fungi, Ascomycota, Eurotiomycetes, Eurotiales, Aspergillaceae. The record is from RefSeq and is a predicted model, not a curated record.